Cynara cardunculus var. scolymus (artichoke) is the source of this 1710-nucleotide messenger RNA. RefSeq names its product probable serine/threonine-protein kinase PBL9. Bases 294 to 1454 code for a protein of 386 amino acids. Gene Ontology annotation, biological process: protein phosphorylation. Gene Ontology annotation, molecular function: ATP binding; protein kinase activity. NCBI's taxonomy places the organism in Eukaryota, Viridiplantae, Streptophyta, Magnoliopsida, Asterales, Asteraceae. The record is from RefSeq and is a predicted model, not a curated record. The transcript is spliced from 6 exons.
AUGGAAGAUGGGUCAACUUUUUUGUCUUUGGAUUUGUUCUGGAAGGGUUCUUGAAAACUAAAAUAUUCAACACAUAUAUUAGUAUCUUAAUGUGUGCCUUUGAAACACGCAGCUGGUGUGCGUUUGUGUUCACACCUUCCAACUGUUUGUCUUAAUUCCCCUGUGAGAUUUUUCCCUAGUUUCCUCAUCAUCGUCUCUCUAUCUGGUCUUUUGCCGGCGAAAUUGCAAAAGGAGCGUGAUUAAAAUCAAAAGGAAAAAGAAGAAGAGCGAGAACGUCAGAGAUUUGUUACAAAAUGGGUUCUUGUUUCAGUGUUCGAUUGAAAAUUGAAAGUUCUCGUCUUGAUGGUAAGGUUACAUCUGCUUCGGUACCCCCCAGCCCUCGGAGCCCUAGGAGCCAGGCUCAGAUUUUGCAGCAGUCAGCAAAUUUGAAGUCCUUUAGUUUUAAUGUACUUAAAACAGCUACCAGGAAUUUCCGUCCUGAUAGUGUGUUGGGAGAAGGUGGCUUUGGUUCAGUUUUCAAAGGGUGGAUCGAUGAACAAUCACUUGCAGCUGCCAAGCCGGGUACUGGCACUGUCAUUGCUGUAAAGAGGUUAAACCAUGAAGGCAUUCAAGGUCAUCAAGAAUGGUUGGCAGAGAUAAAUUAUUUAGGGCAGCUAUAUCAUCAAAAUCUUGUAAAGUUAAUCGGUUAUUGCCUAGAGGAUGACCACAGACUCCUAGUGUACGAGUUCAUGCCUCGAGGCAGCUUGGAAAACCAUCUUUUCAGGAGAAGUUCUUACUUUCAACCUCUUUCUUGGAACCUACGUAUAAAAGUUGCUCUUGGUGCUGCAAAGGGACUUGCAUACUUACAUAGUCCUGAAGCUAAAGUGAUAUAUCGUGAUUUUAAGUCCUCCAAUAUAUUGAUCGAUUCAAACUAUAAUGCAAAACUUUCUGAUUUUGGGUUGGCGAAGGAUGGGCCGGUCGAUGGUAAAAGCCAUGUGUCUACAAGGGUUAUGGGUACCCAUGGCUAUGCAGCUCCUGAAUACAUGGCCACAGGUCACUUGACUGCAAGAAGCGACAUAUACAGUUUUGGGGUGGUUCUCCUUGAGCUCUUGACAGGGAGACGAAGCAUCGACAAGAACCGUCCAUCUGGUGAGCAAAUACUAGUUGUGUUUGCUAAACCUUACUUGACCAGCAAACGUAAGAUCCUCCACAUCAUGGACCCACGUAUCGAAGGCCAAUACUCUUCUGCUGCUGCAACCCGAGCAGCCAUACUUGCAAUGAAGUGUCUGAUGAAAGAACCCCCGCACAGACCGACUGCUGAUGAGGUCGUAAAAGCAUUGGAACAGCUUCAAGAGUUGCAGAAAGCCUCAGAAAGUCUUAGAACGGAGUCCGUUCAGAAAGACAAAGACAACGAGAAUGACAACAAAGUGGUUUCGUAUCCGAGGCCGUUGGCUUCUUCUAGUGGUGGGGUGUGAAAGAAAGAGAUGGUAAAUUUGUCCAUGGGAUGGUAAUAGAUUUGAAAGAGAAGAAACAAAUGGUCCAAAGGUGGGGAUGAUAUCGGUGUACAGUUUUGAGUUUGACUCGAAUACAUGCAUUCGAAUUUGGGCCAUUGAUGUUCGAUGAUAUUCAUAUCAUAUGUGAUUCUGGUUCUUAUUUAUUUAAUGCUAGGGGAUUUACGAAAAAUGUAGAAUGAUUUUAAAUCAUAUAGUGUUGGAAUAUUUCGAAUUGAAA